AUGGCAUCAUCAUUUGGUCAGACACAAAAUGGUAAAGAAGCGAUGGCAGUAGUGAUAGUGCCAACUGUUGAUGAACCAAAUUCUGUAAUAGACCAGCUUAAUAAUGAAGUAGGACAAGCAUCUAAUGACCUUAAUGGUAAUGAUGAGGAAAUGGUCGAUUUUUUGGAUAAGACGUAUAAGCGAAGUAUUAGCAAUAAGAUUAGAAAGAAAAGGUGGGAAAAGAAGCAGAAAGAUCAAGAGUCACUUAUAAUUUCUCAGGAUGUGACUAAAAUUUCUGAGGUCACAAACAUAUUAACUUCAGAGCAAAAUAAGCAAAAUUUAUCAUAA
Funneliformis caledonium is the source of this 327-nucleotide messenger RNA. The record is from the annotation of a GenBank genome assembly. NCBI's taxonomy places the organism in Eukaryota, Fungi, Glomeromycota, Glomeromycetes, Glomerales, Glomeraceae.